Messenger RNA from Bipolaris victoriae FI3, 405 nucleotides. RefSeq lists its product as hypothetical. The record is from RefSeq and is a predicted model, not a curated record. The transcript has 3 exons. Lineage: Eukaryota; Fungi; Ascomycota; Dothideomycetes; Pleosporales; Pleosporaceae. The coding region runs from base 1 to 405 and encodes 134 amino acids.
AUGUCUGACAGUGCUUUAUCACCUGGCCAGACCAACGGGAUUCAGCCAAAACUUGUUUUCAACCAAGGGUCGUCGUUUCAGCUUGGUGCUCCUGACCAGAUGCGGCCCACAACAAACACUGAAGCAGAGAUUGGAAUGAAGGAAACGCUUCACGAUGGCUCCACGGACAUGCACCCCCUAAGUUCCUAUUCAAUGGACAACAGCGUAGUUUCCUCAUCUGACAAUGCUGAUAUUGAGCUUAGCAGUUUGGAUCUUGGCUUUAACUCGUCUUCCAGCUUGGACUUGAUAGGUUCCCGGGUCAUAGCCAGUUCUUUGGUACUGAAGGUGGUCAUAUCCAUGGCUACUUUCAGUGAUAUUUGUUUUACUAGAGCAAAAGAAGUACAACCACAUAUCCAGACGUUAUAG